UUUCUGUGUGUGUGUGUGGGGGGGUGAGAGAGAGAGAGAGAGAGAGAGAAAGAGAGAGAGCGAGAGAGAGAGAGAGAGAGAGAGAGGGGUCCAGAAAAGCCUUGGAGCAUUGAAAGAAGAAAGAAGUCUCGCUGCUGCCAGAUCUCCACACUCCACAACCCCAAAAACACAAAAGUGAAUACUCUCCCUUCGUGAAAAGUUCCGAGGAGAAGCUGCCAUGGACGGGAUAACAUUUGGACGCGCGUCGCUCUUGUGCACCUUGCUGCUGUGGGCAUUUCAAGUCUGUAGCGGAACUGUGGUUGUGGAGGCGGCUCCCAAAGUGGAGGUGUUAAAAGGAGAGACUGCCAAACUGCCCUGCAAAUACACUGUCUCAACAUCGUCAAGCACCACUGUUGUUGAAUGGUACAUUGAGGAGCAGGAAACCAGGAAGCGCGUUGCUUUCCGCUCCGAGGGCGAUGACGGAAAAACCGAUGACGGCACCCCUCUGACUGGCCGGGCCACUAUCGGAGAGGACUUCACUUUGACCAUCACCUCGGUCCAACCGUCUGAUGAGCUCAGCUUCUUCUGCCAAGCCAAUGCUGGACCUGCCGGCGUCGGGGAGGCCUCCACUUCGCUCAAAGUCUUCUUUGCUCCAGAGAAGCCAGAACUCACAAGGCCAUCAAGUCAGGCCAUUUCUGUGGGAGCGCCUACCAGCUCUGAGAUUGGGACCUGUGUGACAAAGAACGGACAUCCCCAGCCAAGAAUUAUCUGGUUUAAAGAUGGCCAGCCCCUCCCUGAGAUCAAGGACAAGAGAGAGGAUACCCACAUGGUCCCCUCACUGGUGAAGGAGUCCUCUGGUCUCUACACUGUCAAGAGUACCCUGUUUAUGAAGCCCACCAAGGCGGACAAGGACUCUGAGUUCCAGUGCACCGUGGAGUACAGCAUGCCAGGAGACCAGAACAAACAGAAGAAGUCCAACACCAUCAACAUCAACCUCAACUAUCCCUCUGAGAAAGCGACCUUUACCCUUGUCAACACCGAUCCCGUCAAAGAGGGCGACACCGUCACCAUGAAGUGUGAGACCGAUGGGAACCCUCAACCUGAGUUCGACUUCACUAAAGAUGAUAAAGCCGUCAGCGGUGUGGGUGGUAUGCUGGUCCUGAAGUCCGUCAAGCGUUCAGAUGCCGGUGUGUACAAGUGCACGGCCACAGAUUUCGAUAACCUGGAUGCUGAUCUGAGUGGAACUAUCUCCCUCGUCGUCAACUACAUCGACCCCGUGAGCGUGAUUCCUGUCGAACCUCAAGUCGUCAUGCUCGGAGACAAGGUGGAAUGGCAGUGCAAGACCAAGGCCUCUGCUGUGCACACUGUCCAAUGGAAAAAGGGCUCUGAGGUGCUCUCUCAGGAUGGCACGCUGUCAAUACAAGAUGUCUCCUAUGAUAAGGCUGGAGAGUACAUGUGUGUUGGAGCUGUGCCGUCUGUGCCAGGACUGACUGCCCAGGCUAGUGUCAGCCUCACCGUCAAAGGAAAGCCGAUGAUCGAGACCCCUGUUGCCGGAGAAGUGGGGAAGGAAGGAGAGUCGGUGACUCUGAAGUGCUCUGCCUACGGCUCUCCUGCCCCUCAGGUCAUCUGGAAGCCCUCAGGAAAAGAGUCUAUAUCACUGGAAGCUAACAAGGUGGUUGCCACUGUGACCCUGCAAGCUACAGCCGAGGUCAUGAAGGACGGAGUGAUCUGCGAGGUCUCCAACGAGCACGGAACAGAUAGCAAGACCUUCAAUGUAGCCAUCAAAAGAGCAAUUCCAGCAAAUGAAAAUUCAGCCGACAGAGCCGACAAGCAGCAGGGAGGCUCCAGCGGGGUGGUGAUAGCCGUGGUGGUGUGCGUUCUGCUGCUCCUGCUGCUGGUGGCUGCCAUCUACUUCCUGAACAAGAAGAGCAAGCUGCCCUGCAGCAAGAAGGACAAGAAGGAAGUGGCCACUGGAGAGGUGAACAACGACAUUGUGGUGGAGAUGAAGACAGACAAGGCCAACGAAGAGGCCGGUCUCCUCAACAAGAGACCGUCCACAGAACAGUGAUGAAGCAAGACAAUGAAAGUGACCGACAGAGGGAUGAAGGGAAGGAGGAGAGCAGUUAUGAACACAACAGGGCUAAUUUUUAUUUACUACAUUCGACUGAAGGGGACAACAAGAGGUGGAACAUGGAAACAAUUUUUUGGGGGGGAGACAUUGGGAGGCCCACUAUGUUUGACACUGGCUUGUUUUAUAUCAUGGAGUAGACCUUUUGGAUGGACUUUUCCCUUUUUUUCAUAAAUUAAAGACAGAGUUGACCUUAAAGAUUAGACUCCAUCCAUUCAUGCUACCACAGGUUUAAAAACAUAUACGUGAAAAACCACAAUGUGACACCACUGGAUGACAUUAUUCUGAUUCUAAUAUCUUCUCUGCCAAUCACAUCUUUUCCAGUCGACUCCUCUGCAGAGUAGAGCCGCACAGUGAAGCGUGGCCGACGCUCUCCAAACACAGUGGCAAAAUCUUUUCUUAUCUACCCCAAAUGAAACACAAAAUGCCAUUAAAGCCACUGUGCUUGUUUUCUUGGAGCGCGUGUCUGCCAUGCAAGUGUAACACUGAAUGUCUCUUCCAUCUUGGGAGUCUUGCACUUAAAGUUCUCUGCUGGAUAUAUGGGGAAAAUAAUCACACGCUGCCAUUUAGUUUUAUUCACCUCACUAAUAACAAGUGAUGAUUCAUGCUCACAACAUUUUAAUCUCUGAGAACACUGUUUGGCUAUGACAGAAGAUGCUUUGUGUUUGUCUAAGUGCUAUUUGUUUAAUUGCAUUUUAAUUUUUUUUUUUUUUUUUAACCACCUGUGAGUGGUCACCUAUUUUUUUUUUUUCAAUAUCCCUAAUUAGCUUUCUUUAGAAGCAGCCCGGGCAUUUAAUAACGCUUCUUCCCCUUAAAUUGCUUGCCUUUUUUUGUUUAAUCCAGCUAAAGGCAGCAAAACAAGCAAGCUAUUAGGUUGUAUAAAUUUGUUCUUGCCAUUUCCAGCAUACUUGUAUAUUAUGUUAGAACAUCAGUUGUUCGCUUGUUUCCCUUUGUUCUCCUGUGUUUCUCUGUAAAUUUAAAUACUGAUUACCCUGUCUAUCAAGCAGGAGAUGUGCUGUGCUUGACGUGGAGUUCAAAGAGCCUGUGGUUACUAAGCUGCUGGUCUGGGAACGUUGUGACUGUCACCAUUUCUUUGAGUCUUUCUCAUCCUUUCAUGCCUCAGCUCCUGGAUGAAACCAUUCUCACAAAAAACAGCAGCGGUGGUUCCUCUUAUAGAGCCCAAAUAUCAUCAGCCUUUAAUGUAAGAUUGGUCGAACUUGGUGAAAACAAUCGGCAUUGUGCUUUGCGUGCUCUCAUUCGACCACGAAAUGAGGCAUUCAGGGGCUACAAGUGCUCUAGUCACACAUUCACCUUAGGAGAAAUCACUGGCACGAGGUUCACUCUAGUUUGAUACAGGCAGGGGAAGGGAAGGAAGGGGGAGGUGUGGGAGGGGAUCGGGGUUGUUGCUGGAGUAUUCGAUGUACCUUUUUUUUUUUUUUUUACCAAAUGAAAUGUGUCACAGCAGGAAUGUUUCCGUGUUUAGGUACGCAAUACUGGCAUUUUCUGCUUCUCUCCUACACUGUCGGCAGGCCAGAGAGGUUUGAUAGCGGGUUGACAUGCCCUUUUACUUUGUUGUACACUGGAACCAAUGGCCUUGAUUUUAUUUUGCUUUUUUUAAAAAAAAAAAAAAAAAAAGGUCACCUCAAACCACUAUCUCUACCCCACAAGGCUAAUUUUUAUUUUCUAAAUGUCCGUCUACUGAUCUUGCCAUUUUGACUGUUAGCAAACCUGUGAUGGCAGGUGAAGAUAGAUUUGUAAACUUGGAGCAUCGUUCUUUUUAUUUUAAUGUUUCUAUAAAAAAAAUAUUGUGGUAUAAAAGUUUUCUUUUUUUAGAAAGGGGUUUCUUCAUUUUGGAACUACUGAGUUUUCAUUUUUCCAUGCUUUUCCACUUGCUCUGAGAGACGAGAGAAAUGUUUUUGUUCUUUCAUUUAGGAUUCUUUUUUUAUGAGACAUUCUCAGUGCUUUACUUCUCUCUCUCUGUACUGUAUACUGUAUAUUUUGUGGUACGCUGUUGUGACCUCUGUGGUGUGUUGAUGUAUCUUUUUAUUUUUGUUCCAGCUGUGUAGAAUUUCUAAUGAAAAAAACCCAAGAAAACCAAUCACACCCUUU
This is a messenger RNA of Acanthopagrus latus (yellowfin seabream), 4216 nucleotides long. It is a transcript of the gene bcam, whose product is annotated as basal cell adhesion molecule (Lutheran blood group). NCBI's taxonomy places the organism in Eukaryota, Metazoa, Chordata, Actinopteri, Spariformes, Sparidae. The record is from RefSeq and is a predicted model, not a curated record. The coding region runs from base 218 to 2047 and encodes 609 amino acids. Gene Ontology annotation, cellular component: plasma membrane. The transcript is spliced from 16 exons.